Messenger RNA from Vitrella brassicaformis, 6554 nucleotides. NCBI's taxonomy places the organism in Eukaryota, Vitrellaceae. The record is from the annotation of a GenBank genome assembly.
GGAAGUUGUGACGUCAGGAUCUGUUGCCCAUGAGAGGGAUGUUCGUUCUUUUGUGAACCUCCAUCAUUGGCCGGCCCGAUGCGCAACUAUCAGGGUGUGUUGAUCAAGACCGGCAAGGUGUCGUGUACGCCGUGUGUGCGGCCCUACGCCAUCACGGAGGAGCAGGGGGUGCACUACCUCAUCUACCCCUCCAAGCAAGUCUUCAGGCGCAGAGAGGUAUGGGUGCAUGCGUGUCACACACUGACUCACACACUCACUGCGGUGGUUUCUGUGGUUUUCUUUGUGCUUGCUGCAGCAAAAGAUCCCUCUGGUGCGGUUUACCUGCGAAGAGCCGAGGGCAGCCACAGAUGAGGAGGUCAAGGCCGUAAAAACAUCAGGUUCAACGACCGCCGCCCUCGCCCAUAACACACAAGACACACAAAACACACCUGUGCACGCCUCUGUGUGUCACACAGGUGCGCUUCGUCAGUUCCGAAGGGCGUCGACUUUGCCGUCAGGCCGGCGAAAAUCGCUAGAAAUGCCUCCUGACCCCGGUUUCUGCUUCCAAAUAAACGUGAAGCUGAGGCUCAAGGAGCAUGGCAACGUCAUCACCAAAAAACUCGCCAUCUUCGUCGUGUAGGCCGCCACACACACUGGAUGAACGGACGGAUGAAUGUGUUAUGACAGGGGGAGGCAGUUGAAUGUCCGACUUUGUGUGUUGUGUGUAUAGGCCUGAGGAGAACAAUUUCACUGCUAUGUACACCAAGAUACGGAAGAUCUCCCAAACUGCAAGUGAGGUCGAUUCGAUACUCACAAGCUCCUAUCACCAAGUUCCUGAUCCGCUGUCUAUCUCUUUUUCCAUACGCAGCUGCGGCGCCACCUGUGAUGGGCGCGGUGGGAUAGACCAGCCAAUGAUAUCAGAAAGCGGAAGCUGCCAUUGUUCAUGUCUCCUGCCUCCCUCCCUCUGUCUGCCGCAAUGUGCUCAGAAUCUCGCCCUCACGGCAAUGUAUUCGGGCAUCGACUCAGACGAAGAACAGUAGGCACCCCUUGAACCCGUCUACAAGCACCACGUGUGAUCUGCGCUCUCUGUGUCCAAUCCUCCAUGUCUCCCAUCAUCAGCCACGGUGCCGACAGGAGCUCUUUCAAGUCUCUCGGAGUGGAGUCGCCCCGGACCAACCAGCUGGGAGUAUCAAUGGCCACAGAGACAUCAGCACACGAAGGCGGGACGGUGAGUCCAGCUGACUCAUGUCAUGCAGAUGUCUGAAAUGCACCAACAUGCACCGUCUGGUGUCAUCCAUGUGUGCAGGCAAGCGUCGAAAGAGGGGACACUGGGGAGAAGGAGGCAGCGGCUACAGCGGACCAGGCAAGGCGGACUGGACUUGCUGUUCGAGGAAUGGCCUGUCUGCCUGAAUGAGACGUAUCCGUGUGUGUGUGCAUGCAUGUAGGAAAGGGAGAAUGCCGAGAUAGAGGAGGCCAUCAAGCGGUCACUGGAAGAGAACCAAGCCACAAAACACCAGCAUCAACUGGUGAAAUACACAACGAAUUAUGUGGACUGCGGCACAGAUAGACACCGCCUUGCUGUCUGUCAGGAUACCACCCCCACGACCGAUCAGGCUAUGAUAGCCGUCACCGAGCCCCCUCCCACCGAAGGGGAACCAGACAACCACGCCGCCACCACCACACGACACCGAUCCGAGAGCACCGACAAUGCGGCAGAACAGUCACCAGAGGGGCCACACGCACGGUCGCUGCCCCCGCCCGCCCUCAAGCCCGACUCGCUGCCCACCACGCCGCAAGACUCAGAGAGAGAGCCGGGAGGAAGGGAGGCCGAGACGGCAGAGGAGGUUGUUGUUGUCGCGGAGGAAGAUGUGGACAGGGAGCGGUGAGACAAUAUGAGGGGAUAAGAGAAUACUGCAGUGUGUGUAUUCCGUUGCGUGUGUGGCGUUCAGGGGUGAUGAGGGGAGAGAAGAGGCGCCUGAGGACUCACAUGAGAGGGAGAGGGAGAGGGAGCCGGAGAGUGUCGAGCAUAGGGCAGGGAGAGGGGAGGUCCCAGCAUUCACCGUCGACACUUCCAUGCCAGUGGCAUGCACCGGCAACCUCCGUGUCAAGUAAUGUCAUGCAAUCGGGGGAAAGACUCCGUCCAGUGCUGAUUGGUACUUGGCUGAUCUCCUCUGUCUGUCUGUCUGCCUGGCAGGUGCCGUUACUGUCGCGGCCUGAGGUGUGCUGACAUGGCCAUACUCAAAGGCAAAAGCUCCUCAGACCCAUACGCCGUCGUCCACUUCCCGGUCAGUCAUCAUGACUGACCCGUACUCUCGACCACAAAAGACACAGCACUCACAUCGGUUCCUGCCUUGUCCAUUCUGCAGGUGGGGCCUGGUUUGAUAGAGAAGUGGACAACGAGCGUGGUGAGGAAGAACGUCGACCCUGACUUGGAAGAGGAGGCCGUCUACCGCGUCCAGUGGGAGGCGGGCGAUCCCUCACCACCGAGCGAGCUGCUGGUGGAGGUGUUUGACUCUGACUUCGGCAAGAGCGACGACUUCCUCGGCCAGGUCUUCGUGCCGCUGCUGUGGACAUCGCCCGGCCUGCACAGGCACUACGACCUGCCACUCUUGUCAGACACGUCCAAAAACCGACAUGAAGCCAAGGUACCUUUUGUGUCACUUACCCACGAGGACACACGGUCUGUCUGCCUUCAUCGUCAUAUCAGGGGUCCAUUUCCCUCGACAUCGAGUGGACGCCAGACGCCCCGCCACCACUACCACCACCAACACCACCACCAGCACCAGCACCAGCAGAAGCAGAGGCCACAGCAGAGAGAGAGGAGGGCGUGGGGGCCAGCGUCCCCCCUGCCGCUGCUGCAGCAGCGGCCGUCAAGGAGGUCCGCACCGUCCUCAGAGGGGGGUCCCUCAGCCAUCUCAGAGGCGCCGGCGGGCCACAGACAGACGCACACCCAGAGCCGCUGACCUCCGUCCCGCCCGAAGCCAACGAGCUGAUCAGCCGCGAGGCCGUCGGUGCGGGCCGCACCGUCACGGGCGUGUCGCGGGCCCUCGCGGACGGAGGCACAGACGCCGACUCACUCAUCGAAGAGGAAGACAACGAAGAGCAGGAGGAGGGACCAGUGCCCGCAGCGCGGCCAGAAAAGUCGUCAUGGGUCUCCCGUGUGCUGUCGUGCGUGUGUGGGAGGCGGAGAAGGCGUCGGCCGUUCCGGAGUCCGAGUCAGAUGGACGAUGAGGACGAGGACAUGCCUGACGUGGUGCCGUUUCCGUGGAAUAUUGGGAAGGAGGUUGAGAUGUGGGCGGGGUAUGGUGUGCCGCUGGAUUGGGAUGAGAGGCAGCGGCUGCUGAGGGAAGACAGAGACGACAUCGAGCCUUUCAAAGACGUGUAAGCGAGAGAGACAUGUGCACGCGAAAGCUAUUCCCAUGAGAAAUUGAUUCUUGUCUCUCUGUCCCUGUCUCUCUGUCCCUCUCUAUGUCAGUGCGCAGCUGCAGGCAACGAAGGUUUUGCACAAGUAUGCCCUGGCCUUCGCCGUCCUGCUGCUGCUGUGUCUCUGCGGCCGGCUGUUCCCCUUCCUCAUCCUGCCCCUGGCGGCCGCACUCCUGUGCUGCGUCAUGCUCGUCUACCAUGGCAGCCCCUCUGACACCCCUGCACCCGCACCAAUCGCACAGGAGCAUCGCAAGCUCACCUUGGGCCACGACAUACCGGGAUCGCCGCGGUCAAGGAAGGUCAGCACGUGUGUGUGGCUGGGUGGGGUGCUGCAGUCCAACCUGGAUCGAACAUCUACAUCUGUCUGUGUGUGCGUGAUGUGAUGUGAUGUGGUGUUUGAAAGGCGUUCGCGGAGCCGAUAUUCUAUCCGGCUGAGAUCGCAAGGUUCCCUCACUACACACAGGUGGAGUUCCUCAACAGGUAAGUAAAAGCAUCUUGGGCGGGGCGACGCCUGCGACCCUCGCUGUAUGCAGGCUUCUGGCUGCCCUGUGGCCGAGCAUGGUGGUGCAGCUUGACAGCAUCAUCUCAACGUCGCUCCCCAAAUGGCUCGCCCCAAAGUGCGUGGCGAGCGAAACAAACGCCGCGUAUCCGCCUUUCUCUCUCACCCCUCCAAUGUGUGUGUGUCGUGUGCGCAGGAUAGCGACCCUGGGAUCGCGCCCGCCGCUGCUGGUGUCUGUCAACGCCUACAAGGGUGUUCCGUGCAUGAUAGACGUCGACCUGAGGUGGACGUCGGGCAUCACUCUUGACCUGCCACCUCUGGGCGGCCUCGAUAACGUGACGGUGGAGAUGCUGCUGAGGAUCGGGCUGUCCCACUGGGUGGAAGUGGUACGUGCACAUCUUGCGGUCUCAUACGUUCGUCCACCAAUGCAUCUCGGAAUUGUUCCUUGGGUCUGUCGUUCUGUGUGUCUGUGCGUAUGUGUGUGCCUAUGUCAGCCGUCGUGGGUUGGGCAGGUAUCCGUCUGUCUCCUUCGCGUACCCACCAUCACCCUCCAUGUGAGCAGACAGACAGACAGACAGACAGCAAGACAGACCACCAAUUAGUGUAGGGAUUUCCCCCAUGCAUGGGCAUUCCUCUCUGACUCCACCGUCAGCUGAAGGGCCUGCUCUGUGCCGUGCACCCGAUGCUCGUCUGGCCGGUGCAGCUGGUGCUGCCGCGGGUCCUUAUGUGGCUGCUGGGGUGGCCAGCCAGGUUCGACAUUCCCCUGAUGCCCUCGGAUGAGCUGCAGCACCACUCGGCCAAGGGGCUGCUGCAGGUGCACGUCCGUCAGGGGCAGCAGCUGCGGGCGAGCGACAUAUCCCUGUGGGGCAAGGCAUCGUCGGACCCUUAUGUGCUGGUGCGGGUGUCGGAGGAGGCCAAGUCGUGGAGAACCAAAUCUGUCAGCCGAUCGCUCAACCCGCAAUUCAACGAAGUGGGCGUUACUUAUACUGACAGAACACAGCACAAAGCAAAGAGAUGGCCUGCCGCGACGCGAUGGGUCUCUCUCUCUGUCUGUAUGUCCUUAUGUCAGAUUUUCCACAUUCCUUUGACCAACCCCACGGCGCGUCUGCUGUAUUUCCACGUCUACGACAAGGACAAGGUGGGCUCUGACGACCUCCUGGGCUUCGCGCGGGUGCCUGUCAAGGAGAUAGUCGAGAAGGGCACCUGGGACGGCAGGCUCGAACUCGCACCGCCAGAGUUCUGCAGGCACGCCACAUCGACGCGAAGCACGGCACACCAACCAUGGUCGCUCUCUCCCCUCUCUCUCUCUCUCUCUGUGUGUGUGUGUGUGUGUGUGUGCCUUUUGCAGCACUGAGGAGAGCCGCAACCCCAACACGAGGGGCGAGGUGAUGCUGGAGGCCCUGCGGUCGUUCAACGAGGAGGACAGGUCGCCCACAGCACCAUCGCCUGCAGCCAGAAGCGACACCGGCACCGACCACCGACUCAGACAUGGAGUCAAGACGUCAGCCACCACAUAAAGAUCAGGCCUCAGUGGAUGCAUCAGGGGACUAGAGACACGUACGUAAUGUAGCGUCUGAUGUGGUGUGGUGUGGUGUGGUGUCAUGUUUAGUCAGCUGAAGAGCGUGUGGGCCAAGGCGGGGAAGCGGCCCCCCUCCGCGGGCAAACUCUAUGUCCGCCUCUCAUGGCUGCCGCAAGCACCAUGUAGGCGCACAGAACAGACACACACACAAACACUCCAUCAGAUGUCUGUCUGUCUGUCUGUCACUCCGUGUCUCCUCACUCACGUCAUUUCAGCAGCAAGGAUCACCGAGGCUGCCCGUGUUUCGAUCUUCGGAGGGGUGCUGACAGCCAUGCCAUCUCCAACCAAACCCACACACACAUCAUGAGUGAUGUCUCCGUGUGGGAUGUGUGUGUGUGCAGGUGCCUCCCGAGCUGGACAUCGACCACGAAGGCAUCAUCUCCCCCCAGCCGACCGACGCCGAGACACGCAAGUCCCGCUCAUUCCCGGAGCUGCAGACGCUCGAGUCCUUUUUGCACGACGCAUUGGGGGGCGGUCUGCUGUCCGUCACCCUCAUCCGGGCCACCAACCUGCGGGCGGCCGACUUCAACGGCUUCUCUGACCCCUAUGCACUGCUGACCAUACUCAACGCGGGAUGCGACGUCAAAGUGCAGCGAAGCAAGGUGGGAGGGAGAGACGGGGGAUGCGCCCUCCGGUGAAUGGGGAAAUAAGUCCCUGUCUGUCUGUCUGUCUGUCUAUCUGAUUUGGGUGGGUGGGUGUUUGGAUGCGCUGCAGACGAUCAAGAGGAAUCUGAAUCCCGUGUGGCGGGAGGAAUUCCUUUUCGACGUCCGCACAGUCGACGACGCCAGGCUGAAGGUAAGUAGGCAACGCAGUCACCUUGAUAUGUCAGUCAUCUCGUUGUGUUGUGUGAGCCUGUCUGGUCGUGUGGUGUGGUGUGGUGUGCACUGCAGGUGGUGGUCAAGGACAGGGAUGUUAUCGGCAAAGACGACUUCCUGGGCCAGGUGGAGGUACCCGUGCGUGAGCUGCUGGACGGCCACCACCAGGGAGACAUCAGAUUGGAGGAGACCAAGGGCGUCCCAUCCACCCUGCAGCUGGAGGCCCACCUCACGCGCACCUAAGUGACCAAUUGCUGUG